UCAUUACAGAAAAUUAUUUUCAGACAGUUUCUCUAGUGGUUCGGUUGUGCUAACAGCGAAAAAAUCAGUGCCUGAAAGUUAUAAUCCAAGAUGAGUAACAAUCUAGAAGUAGAAGUAGUCUACUUCUACGCAAGGGAAAAUUCAAAGUCGCACAAAACGGACAAGUUUGAGUUGAUAUAUGACGAAGAAAAUCCAAUCCCAAUUUUCAGACGUGGGAUUAAAUUUACCCUCGCGUUGAGAUUCAAGAACAAAUCGUUUGAUCCACAAAGGGACCAAUUGCGUCUAAUCUUCAAUUUUGGACCUAAACCAAACGUUAUUAAAGGCACCCGUGGUGUGAUAAAAGUAACGAAAGAGAGAACCCCUACUAACGAUUUCAAAUUUUGGGGGGCAAACAUCUUAGACCUGUCCUCCGACUUGAUUCUAGAGGUUUGGGCCCCCACUAGUGCCCCCGUUGGCAUAUGGACCCUCCAAGUUGAGUCCAGCAUUGUUAACUCAAGCAUUCCUCCAAGUGUCUACAACCACGAGGGCGAUUUCUACAUUUUAUUCAAUCCUUGGAAUUGUCACGACCUCGUCUACAUGCCAGAAGAGCGGCUCCUGGACGAGUACGUCUUGACCGACGUUGGUAAAAUAUGGGUGGGCCCAUAUGGGUCCAGCCGUGGUCGCGAAUGGGUUUUCGGCCAAUUUGACGCCUGUGUCCUCCCUGCAGCGAUGCUAAUGUUCGAAAAAUCCGACUUACCCCCAGCUAGUCGCGGAGACCCCAUCAAAGUCAGCAGAAUGAUCUCAAAACUGGUCAAUAGUAACGACGAUGAUGGGGUUUUGGUGGGCCGUUGGGACGGAGAAUACGACGAUGGGACAGCACCAUCUGCCUGGACUGGGUCUGUUCAGAUCCUGCAGGAAUUUCUGGACACGCAAUCCCCCGUGAGCUAUGGGCAAUGCUGGGUGUUUUCUGGGGUUGUGUCCACAGUUUGUCGCGCCUUGGGGAUCCCUUCAAGGGUUGUCUCGAACCUGGUGUCAGCCCAUGACGCUAACGCGUCUCUCACUGUUGACAAAUACUACAACAUUGAUAACGAGGAGAUGGACUACGACCCCAACAACCCAAUGGGUGAGGAUUCCAUCUGGAACUUCCACGUCUGGAACGACGUGUGGAUGGCGCGACCUGACCUCCCCCAUGGGUAUGGUGGGUGGCAAGCUAUCGAUGCCACACCGCAAGAAACUUCCUCUGGUUAUUACCAGUGCGGGCCGUCGUCUCUGGAAGCCAUCAAAAAGGGACAAGUUGGGUUCAAUUACGACGUUGCUUUCAUGGUAGCGUCGGUUAAUGCCGAUGUGAUGCGUUGGAAAGAGGAUAAUACAAGAGAACUCGGUUUUGCUCGAAUUUAUUCCAACAAAUAUCAUGUCGGGCGUACGAUUUUGACUAAACAAGCCUUUAUUUUCGACCCGAAUGGGGACCAGGACCGGGAGGAUGUUACUUUGCAGUACAAACCUCCAGAAGGGUCAAAAGCUGAACGUUUGUCUUUGUACAAUGCUGUUAGAGGCACCGAACUUGCCAAGAGCUUUUUUGCUUUGCCUGACCCCGGCUUGGAGGACGUGGAGUUUGAUCUAGAAGAACUAGAAAGGAUCAAAAUCGGCGAAGGCUUUUGUGUCGUUGUUCAUAUGAAAAAUAGAAGUGAUAAGGUACGCAAUAUCAAAGCUCUCCUUUCUGCUACCAGUGUUUUCUACAAUGGAGUUAAAGCAAGUCUCAUCAAGAAGGAAGAUAUCGAAGUUGUUUUGCAACCAAAGUCGCAGGAAACUAUAAGAAUGACCGUCAAAGCUGACGAAUAUUUGGAAAAGUUGGUCGAGUAUAGCAACCUAAAACUCUAUGCCAUUGCCUCGGUCCAGGAGACGCGCCAAACGUGGACGGAUGAAGACGAUUUCGAAGUUUUGAAGCCCAAAAUAGAUAUAAGGAUUCCUCCUGAAAUUCCCAUUGGGAAACCGACACCAGUCACUCUACGUUUUGUGAACCCGCUGAAGAAGAUUCUGACAAAUUGUAGAUUUAAUCUCUCUGGCCCCACUUUGAUUAGAAAUCAGGUCAUUCGUUAUAGUGAUGUAAAACCAGGAGGUUUGGUGAAGAUCAACGCGGAUAUCACACCGAAAAUUGCCGGAGAACAAAUUCUAGUUGCAACCUUUUCGUCUAAACAGCUCAUUGACAUCCGAGGAUCUGCUAAAGUCGAAGUUUUGGAAGAUGAGGAGUGAAUUAGUUUUAGUUUUUUGCACAUUUUUUUGUAUGUAGUUUAGAAACUUGCACACGUAUGCUUAUUCUGACACUUUUUUACGCAAUAUACUGAUUACUGAGAA
Molecule: messenger RNA, 2331 nt
Organism: Tribolium castaneum (red flour beetle)
Lineage: Eukaryota; Metazoa; Arthropoda; Insecta; Coleoptera; Tenebrionidae
Product: hemocyte protein-glutamine gamma-glutamyltransferase
Exons: 7
Coding region: 91-2229 (712 amino acids)
Biological process (GO): peptide cross-linking
Molecular function (GO): protein-glutamine gamma-glutamyltransferase activity
Source: RefSeq, a predicted model, not a curated record